AGUAUCGAAUUCCACUCUUGGAAGUUGUGGGUAUCACAUCCACAAUGAAAACUUACUCUCUUAUGUUUGCAUAUUUGAAUAAUGAGACAAAAGAGCGACUGAUAUGGGCAUUGGAUACUUUAAAGAGAUGGAUGGUUGGAAAAGGGGCAGCGUUGCCAUCAGUGGUUGUUUCAGAUAGGGAUCUGGCACUUCUUGGCGCCAUUGAAAUAUGUUUCUCCUUGGCACAUCACAUCCUUUGUAUUUGGCACAUAAACCAGUGUGCAAUGAAGAAGUGCAGCCCUAUGCUUGGUACGAGGUGGGACGAGUUUUCCGAGGCAUGGCAGUUGCUUAUUCAUUCAUCGACACCAAUGUCUUUGCAACAAAGGUGGAAUGCCAUGUGCGGAAACUUUGAGCAAUACUCUAAUGCCAUACAAUACCUUUGGGAUAUAUGGUUGGGUCCUUACAAAGAGCGAUUUGUUGCAGCAUAUAUAAACCAGUUUAUUCACCUCGGGAGCAAUUCAAGCCAAAGGGCAGAGUCUGCGCAUGCGAGACUCAAACGAUACUUGGGAGAUACCAUGUCCUCGCUUCAAACAUCUUUUCAGAAAAUAGAAAAGAUGUUGACCAGUCAAUUCGGGGAUAUUCAGGGGUCGUUCCAAAAAUCUCUCAACAUUCCACGACACAUAUAUCUACAUGAAGGCAUUUAUAGUGAAAUCAGAGGUCGCAUUUCAUUACAGGCAAUGGACUUGAUCCAUAAGCAGGCACAGCGCACUGAUAACAAAGCCGGCCUUUGCUUUUGUAAAAUCAAAAGGACACACGGAUUGCCAUGCUUUCAUGAUAUUGCAAUUUACCGUUCUGUGGAUAGACCAAUUCCGCUAAGCUCUAUCCACCGUCACUGGAGUACGUUGUCCAUGCACGCCCAGAGGCAUACUAACGAGGGAGCACGAUCCGACAGGGCAGCUCAGCUUAUUGAAAGAUUAAAUGAAAUGGAUUCCAACAGUCGAGAGUCUAUGAUGGACAGGUUUCUCGAUAUGGCGGAUCCAUCUCGUUGCACAGUUCGACCCCCAUCAUACAACACAGAACACAGGGGGUCGACCUACAAGCAGAGAUGAGCAAAAUAGAGGUCACAUACCUUCCUUCACAGUAUCCACUUCAGAAUCUCGGGCCUCACGUAUUCCAACAUCGCGAAGGAGCAAUGGGAGGGAUCACCUCGUUGACAAAUUUCCUCAGCAGUAUCAGCGUUAUAUUUCCCACUGUGUUGACGUUCGACCUGACGGUCAUUGUGGCUUCAGG
Messenger RNA from Rhododendron vialii, 1269 nucleotides. RefSeq lists its product as uncharacterized. The transcript is spliced from 2 exons. The coding region runs from base 45 to 1088 and encodes 347 amino acids. The record is from RefSeq and is a predicted model, not a curated record. NCBI's taxonomy places the organism in Eukaryota, Viridiplantae, Streptophyta, Magnoliopsida, Ericales, Ericaceae. Gene Ontology annotation, biological process: regulation of DNA-templated transcription.